Molecule: messenger RNA, 1372 nt
Organism: Myxocyprinus asiaticus (Chinese sucker)
Lineage: Eukaryota; Metazoa; Chordata; Actinopteri; Cypriniformes; Catostomidae
Gene: zdhhc16b
Product: zinc finger DHHC-type palmitoyltransferase 16b
Exons: 11
Coding region: 161-1327 (388 amino acids)
Biological process (GO): protein palmitoylation
Cellular component (GO): Golgi apparatus
Molecular function (GO): palmitoyltransferase activity
Source: RefSeq, a predicted model, not a curated record
UCGGUCUAGGCAUUAACAGCAGUUAUAAGUGUACAUGAUGCAUUAAUGAAUGCAUCCUCGUAAAUAAGAUAUGUGCGUUUCAUUCAGUUGCGAGCAUGACCUGAAUCGUUUUAUGAGCGAUUCGUUUGAAUAACUUCACGGGACCAGCUUUGGUGGGGUGAUGCGAAGCUGGAGGUGGUAUCUCUCCAGGGUCAUGCGUAUUUUCCUGCGCUGGUUCAGACUCUGCCCCCAACGAGGACGCAGAAAGCGGCAAAGCAGAGUGCGAGACCUGUGGAACUAUUGGAAAGUGAUAAUGAAGUCUCUCUACUUCAACGUCUUGAACAAUUCAGACACUGUGCUAGACUGCGCCUUUGAGCCCAUCUACUGGCUGGUGGACAACUUGACUCGAUGGUUUGGAGUGGUGUUUGUAUCUCUGGUGAUCGCCUUAACCAGCUCUGUUGUGAUCAUCGUCUAUCUGUGCGUGCUCCCCAUCAUCUUCAGCACAUACCCAUUUCACUGGAUACUAUGGCACCUGUGUUACGGCCACUGGAAUCUCCUCAUGGUGGUCUUCUAUUACUACAAAGCCACUACCACGCAUCCGGGUUUCCCACCGCAGGAAAAGAGUGAUAUACCUACUGUUACCAUCUGUAAAAAAUGUAUAGUUCCCAAACCAGCCAGAACGCAUCAUUGCAGCAUCUGCAACAGGUGUAUUUUGAAAAUGGACCACCACUGUCCUUGGUUGAAUAAUUGUGUGGGUCAUUUCAACCACCGGUACUUCUUCAGUUUCUGCCUGUACAUGACCAUGGGCUGCAUCUACUGCAGCAUUAGUGUCAAAGACAUGUUCCUGGAUGCUUAUAAUGCCAUUGAGUCAGGUAGGUACAUGGGCUUGCAUGCACAGGGGGAGAUGGUCACAGAUGCGGGGCUGAUCUACAGCCUGUUGCCCCCCGGAGAUACCCCUGGGCAGAGCUAUUUUCAGACCGCUCCACCCGCCUUCACUCAUCAGGAGAGAAUGGUGCAUAAGAGCCUCAUUUAUUUGUGGGUGCUGACAAGCUCAGUGGCUGUAGCUCUGGGUGGACUGACAUUGUGGCAUGCACUGCUGAUUACUAGAGGCGAGACCAGUGUGGAGCGACAUAUUAACCGCAAAGAGAGAAAACGACUCAAACUGAAGGGCAAAGUUUUCCGUAAUCCCUACCACCAUGGAAAAAUUAACAAUUGGAAAGUGUUUUUAGGUGUCGAGAAGCAGAGUCACUGGCUAACGAGAGUGCUGCUGCCCUCCAGUCAUGCUCCUCACGGGGACGGCCUGACGUGGGACUGUCCUGCAAACAGAAACAACACCAUGGCUAUUUGAUGUCACAGACAUAUCCUUACUACAUAUUCCUUCAUUAGCCCUGGA